Molecule: messenger RNA, 1025 nt
Organism: Arachis ipaensis
Lineage: Eukaryota; Viridiplantae; Streptophyta; Magnoliopsida; Fabales; Fabaceae
Source: RefSeq, a predicted model, not a curated record
AUAAAUUAAUCCCUCAUUUAUGUGUAUACGUCAACUUAGUCACUAACAAGUAAGAGUAGAGAGUGGAGAGGAAUAAUAACAUUAAUUUGAUUGAUCAGGUUGCAUAUGUAGGACAAUAAUUAAUAAUGAUGAGCAAAGACAACGACGAGGAGAAGAAUAACAAGAGUAAGAAUAAGCUAAGGAAGGGAUUAUGGUCACCAGAAGAAGAUGAGAAGCUGAUGAGGUACAUGAUGAACAAUGGACAAGGUUGUUGGGGUGAAGUGGCUAAGAAUGCUGGGUUGCAAAGGUGUGGAAAGAGUUGUCGCCUUCGAUGGAUUAAUUACUUGAGACCCGAUCUUAAGAGAGGUGCUUUCUCACCACAAGAACAGCAACUUAUCAUCCAUUUACAUUCCCUUCUUGGCAACAGAUGGUCUCAAAUAGCGGCACAGUUACCGGGUCGAACAGACAAUGAAAUCAAGAAUUUUUGGAAUUCAACAAUAAAGAAAAGGUGUAUAACCAUCACCUCAUCAUCAACCUCCCAAAACACGAGUGAGUCCUACUCAUCAUCAUGGCUUGAACCACAUGAUCAUAACAGCAUGGAAGGAUUUACAAUGAUGCCUAUGUUCAGUUGUUCAUCAUCUCAAUCACCAUCAAUCAUUAUCGAUGAGCAUUUGCCUAUGCCGAUGGAGAAUAAUAACAUGCAUGCAGCUAUGGGAAUCAACAAUAAUAAUAAUAAUAUGUUUGUUCCUCCUUUACUAGAGAGUGCUACUACGAGCAACGUUUAUUUUGAUAAUAAGGUUGUUAACGUGGAGGAGGAUUCAUUAAUAAGCAUGGAAGAUUGGGAGUUGGAGGACUUGAUGAUGAUCAAAAGUGUUUCCUCCCCGUUUCUUGAUUUUCCACUAUCAUGAUCUGGAAAAUUAAAGAAUUAUGGUAUAGCUAGUUAGGUGUGAAUAAAAAGUGAAGCAUAUAUUGACCGUGUAUGAUUAGAGAUAGAGAAAAUGAAGAAUUUACAUUGCUUAUAAUAUCCGCGUUCUUUUCAAAAUAAA